Molecule: messenger RNA, 1191 nt
Organism: Nicotiana tabacum (common tobacco)
Lineage: Eukaryota; Viridiplantae; Streptophyta; Magnoliopsida; Solanales; Solanaceae
Source: RefSeq, a predicted model, not a curated record
AUGGAGCACCAAUUAGAAGAUGAUAACAAUCCACUACAAAUUCCACCACCAGCUGAUGUAGAGGAGCAGUUUGAUGAAGUGGUACCAAGACCAGCAAAUAGAAUCCUAAGGGAUUAUGCUAGACCUGAUCGCUUUAACUGUGAAUCUAGUGUCAGGAAACCUCUAGUAGCAGCCAAUAACUUUGAAAUCAGGACAGGCCUGAUUCAAACAAUUCAACAAUCUUGUAUUUUCACAGUUUAUCAAGCUUGGGAAAGAUUGAAAACAAUGUUAAGGAAAUGUCCACAUCAUGACAUUCCUGAACAUAUGCAGUUGUACAUUUUUUAUCAUGGUUUAAAACCAUCUUCUAGAAAUGUAAUAGAUGCAGUUGCAGGAGGUUCCAUAAUGGGAAAAACCACAAAAGAAGCAUUGCAAUUGCUUAAUGAAAUUUCUAAAAAUGUAAAUACACAACAACCAAGCCAGUGUGAGGCUUGUGACUUGUGUGGAGGAAACCAUCUAAACCACGAAUGUCAAACAACCAAUCAAAAUGAUGAACAGGUUAAUGUCAUCGGAUACAAGCUGUAUCCUUUUGGAAGUCCAUUAGCACAAAAACAUCCAGGAUUUCAAUGGAGCAAUGCAAAUGGUGCUGAAAACUCUCAAAACUACCAAAAGCAACAGGUACAGAGUCCACUCGGAUAUCAAAAUCAAAAUCGUGGACAACAAAAUUUCAGGCCUUAUCAGCAGGCAACUCCAUAUCAGCAAAGGCCUCAACAAGGCCAUCCAAGUCCUGAUGACCUUUUGUACAAGUACAUUAAGGUUACUGAUGAAAAGAUGAAAAGCCAAAAUUCAGCUUUAAAAAAUCUUGAAAUUCAGUUAAGCCAAUUGGCAACUCUUGUGUCUGAAAAGAUUCAAGGUCCUUUACCAAACAAUACAGAAAAAAAUCCAAAAGAACACCUUAAGGCCAUUGUCUUACGGUCAGGUACGACUCUUGAUGAACCCUAUGCAAAUAAACAGGAAAAGAAUCAAUUGGAACAACAGGUAGGAAAGGGUGAGAAUGUUGAGACAUUCUCUCAACCAUCAGAAGAGAAAGAAUCCAAGAAAAAAGAAGAAAAAAAUACUAAAAAUUUGACUUCUUUCCCUGUUACAAUUCCUUUCCCACAAAAGAUGAAAAGAGAAAAACUUGAUAAUCAAUUUGCAAAGUUUUUGGAGAUUUAA